Monoraphidium neglectum is the source of this 1788-nucleotide messenger RNA. RefSeq names its product 3-ketoacyl-CoA synthase 10. Gene Ontology annotation, molecular function: acyltransferase activity, transferring groups other than amino-acyl groups. Gene Ontology annotation, cellular component: membrane. Gene Ontology annotation, biological process: fatty acid biosynthetic process. Bases 1 to 1788 code for a protein of 595 amino acids. The record is from RefSeq and is a predicted model, not a curated record. The transcript has 13 exons. Lineage: Eukaryota; Viridiplantae; Chlorophyta; Chlorophyceae; Sphaeropleales; Selenastraceae.
AUGCUGGAGGCGGAAAUGGUCAUGGGCGGCGCGGUGUCUGAGGUGCUGGAGAAGACGGGUGUGAAGCCCCAGGAUGUGGACAUUCUCAUAACCAACUGCUCCAUCUUCUGCCCCACACCUUCCCUGGGGUCGAUGCUCAUCAACAAGUUCAAGUUCAGGAAGGACGUCCAGGUGUACCAUCUGGCAGGCAUGGGCUGCAGCAUCGGGGUGAUUGCGGUGGGCCUUGUGCGGGACAUGCUGAAGGGUGCGGCGCGCGGGCGUGCAGCUGGAGCGCGCCGGCUGGAAUUGUGGACGGCGCGCAAGGCGGCGCCGCGGAUUCCAGAGCGGCAGCACCAGCAGCGCAGCCACCGCCAUCGUGGGAGGUCGCUGGACGCCGCGCCCUGUCCCGGCACAGCCGUGGGCGGGGCCACGGCAGCUGUCCAUGUGGAGGGCAGUGCCGCCACGCCCGCCAGGCCGCACGCCGCCAUGGCCAAGCCCGCCGCGCAGCCCCAGCCGCCAGGCCGCCAUGCGCUGCGAUGCCAGGGGCCGGCCGCCCUCCUGGCCCACCCCAACAGCAUUGCCCUCAUGGUACCCUGCGAGGUCACCACGUACUGCUACUACCCGGGCACCAACAAGGACUUCCUGGUGUCCAACGCGAUCUUCAGGUCUGGCGGCGCGGCCAUGCUGAUGACUAACAAGUCGUCGCUGUACAGCCGCUGCAAGUACGAGCUGCACUCCAGCACGCGCGUGCACACGGGCCAGGACGACGCCGCGUACCGGUGCAUCAGCUGGGGGCCGGAUGAGGAGGGCAUCAAUGGGGUCUACCUGGGCAAGGAUGUGCCCAUUCAGGCCGGGAAGAUGCUGCAGGCCGUCAUCGCCGCAGCCACCCCCAAGAUCAUGACGUGGCAGCAGCAGCAGCAGCAGCGGCAGCAGUAUCAGCAGCAGUAUCAGCAGCAGCAGCGGCGUGAAGGACGCGCCUGCUGCUUGACGGCACCUUACGCCGAGGCAGCCACCAACAUCAUCGGGCGCAAGGUCCUCGGCCUCAAGUGGCCGCGGUACCAGCCCGACUACACCAAGUGCAUCGAGCACUUUGCGCUGCACGCGGGCGGAUACGCGGUGCUCAAGGGAAUCCAGAAGGGCAUGAACCUGCCCCUUGAGAUGAUGCUGCCCUCCUUCGCAAGCCUGAGGGACUAUGGCAACACCAGCAGCAGCACCACCUGGUACAGCAUGGCCUACCUGGAGCGCUUCGGGUUCGUCAAGCAGGGCCAGCGCAUCAUGCAGGUCGGCGCCGGCGGCGGCAUGAAGGGCGGCGUGAACAUCUGGCAGGCCCUCAGGGACACAGAGACCCCCCACGCCGCCUGGGUGCACGUCGCCGUCCCCUACACCGAGGCCGACAUGCCGAGAUCCAUCUCAGACCCCCGGUCUGCCGCGAAGACGGCAGCAGGCGCACGCGUGAAGGUCGGCGGCGGGGCCGUGUAUCUGGAUGAGAAGGCGCGCGCGGCGGAGAAGCCUUGCGUGGAGGUGUCCGCGCCGUCGUCGCCGGCGGCGUCGUCGGGCAGUGCGCCGUCGGAUGCCAGCAGCCUUGCCGACGCCGCGUGCCGCGCGAUCGAGUUCGAGCAGCGGCUCGCGGCUGCGGCGGCCGCGAACGGCGGCGCGAGGGUCGGGCCGGACCAGGACGCUUUCAAGAGUGGCGCCGUCGGCGAUGGCGCGGGCAGGGGGCGGAAGGGGCUGCGGAAGAGCGCGAUUGAGGCGGCGAUCGAGGCGGAGGCGACGGCCGAAGUUGAGGAGUUUGGGUUCUCGCCCUUGUAG